AUGUCCAUAACACUCAAGCAAGUGUUUAACAAAGAUAAGACUUUCCGCCCAAAACGCAAGUUUGAACCGGGAACCCAGAGGUUUGAACUUCACAAACGGGCGCAGGCCUCUCUGCACUCUGGCGUGGACUUGAAAGCGGCUGUGCAGUUGCCCAGUGGAGAGGACCAAAAUGACUGGGUGGCCGUCCAUGUUGUUGACUUCUUCAAUAGAAUCAACCUCAUUUACGGAACUAUCUGUGAGUUCUGCACGGAGAAAACCUGCCCUGUGAUGUCUGGAGGCCCGAAGUACGAGUACCGGUGGCAGGAUGACGUGAAGUACAAGAAGCCCGCAGCAUUGCCAGCACCCCAUUACAUGAAUCUUCUCAUGGACUGGAUCGAGGUGCAAAUCAACAAUGAGCAUAUCUUUCCUACGAGUGUAG
Molecule: messenger RNA, 418 nt
Organism: Mesitornis unicolor (brown roatelo)
Lineage: Eukaryota; Metazoa; Chordata; Aves; Mesitornithiformes; Mesitornithidae
Product: MOB kinase activator 3B
Exons: 1
Biological process (GO): positive regulation of protein phosphorylation; signal transduction
Cellular component (GO): nucleus; cytoplasm
Molecular function (GO): protein kinase activator activity
Source: RefSeq, a predicted model, not a curated record